UCUCGACAACAGAAAUAUUAUAGUUGUUCGAUGGACGGUAGCAAUUUAGAAGAUGUAUCGUAUGAAUUUUUAACGACAAUUUUACGUAAGUGCGUAGUUAUAUUUGCAUUUGGACAUAAUGCUUCAAGAGCAUAGAGGCAGUCUGAUAAGCAUGUUUCAUAAUAAAUAAAGAAUGAAUUGGAAUUUUUAUGUUGUGUCGAUAUAGCAAACUUCAUCAUCAGUUAUUGGCAUCAGUUAGACUCAUUAUAUCGACAAUGGCAAGUGAACGGUGGAAGGAUGAUAUUGCAUAUGCGAUGACUCCUCUCAAGUUGAUUACGUGGCCUAUCGGCGUAUGGCCACUUCAAGUUUAUAACAUUUAUUCGUUAUUGCGUUGUGUCUUAUGCACUUUUUGUGCGUGCCUAGUUGCGAUCUUGCCCUCUUUGGAGAUUUACAUGGGCUGUACUGACGUGGGGCAGAACAUAGAUUGCCUAAUGUUAAUCUGUUGUGGAUUUCUCGGUGUGCUAAAGACGACAUGGUUCCGCAUUUAUGCAAAUAGUUUAAUUAUCAAUUACAAUUCUGCUCUACGUGAUUAUCAGACGAUUGACGAUACAAAAGAGCGCGAUAUUAUGCGAAAACAUGCUUUUAUAGGAAGGACUAUUUUCUCCUCCUUACUAAUUUUUGCUUACUUUGGUUGUCUAAUGUUUGGAAUAGUGCCUAUUUUGAAUUACAACAUGAGUAAUCAGAUUAAUAUGACAAACGAAGAUAUGACACUGGAAUACGUUAUACCAUCAAGAUGCGCUCUGAAAUAUUUUCCAACAAGCAUGUAUACAAUCUUUUGUCUGAUCGAAACUGUUUUAAUAACGUUGGCUUCUACGACUAAUUUUGGUAACGACGCGUUGUUUCUCAACAUUACAUUACAUGUUUGUGGCCAAAUAAAGAUUCUGAGGAUUCGCUUCAUUAACUUUGAUGACACAAGUCCGCGAAUCUGCGAUCGUUUCAACGCACUAAUUGAAAGACAUCGUUACCUGAUAACGCUGACCAGGGAACUUGCCAAUUUGAUAAGUUUCGUAUUGCUGAUAGAAUUAUUCAUUAUUAGCAUAUUAUUAUGUAUAAUGGGAUUUCAAUUUAUUUAUGCGUUGAAAGUCAAUGACACCGCUAUGAUAGGAAAGAGUUUAGUGGUACAGAUUUUAUUCUUGACACAACUAACAUUGUAUAGUUUUAUCGGGAAUUAUCUGAAAUCUGAAAUGGAAGAAAUAGGGCUCUCUAUUUAUCAAAGUACUUGGUAUAAUUUUCCUAAAAAAUUAGCAAGAAACGUAAACUUUAUUCUUUUGCAGACAAAAUCUCCAAUCGCACUGCAAGCUGGAAAUUUCAUUGUUAUUAAUCUAUCAACUUACGUAAGCAUUUUAAAGAGCUCUUUUUCGUAUUUGUCUGUACUUCGUAUAACUCUCGGAGUGUGAAAAGUAAACUGCGAAUAAAAGAAAUAUGUGCAAACUAUAAAUAUUGAAUACAUUCCAAAUACUAGAUUAUAAAAUCUCAAAAUAGAAUACAU
Messenger RNA from Camponotus floridanus (Florida carpenter ant), 1528 nucleotides. RefSeq names its product odorant receptor 13a-like. NCBI's taxonomy places the organism in Eukaryota, Metazoa, Arthropoda, Insecta, Hymenoptera, Formicidae. The coding region runs from base 189 to 1436 and encodes 415 amino acids. Gene Ontology annotation, cellular component: plasma membrane. The record is from RefSeq and is a predicted model, not a curated record. Gene Ontology annotation, biological process: detection of chemical stimulus involved in sensory perception of smell; sensory perception of smell. Gene Ontology annotation, molecular function: olfactory receptor activity; odorant binding. The transcript is spliced from 4 exons.